Messenger RNA from Nerophis lumbriciformis (worm pipefish), 2075 nucleotides. Its product is annotated as protein-lysine 6-oxidase-like. Lineage: Eukaryota; Metazoa; Chordata; Actinopteri; Syngnathiformes; Syngnathidae. Gene Ontology annotation, molecular function: copper ion binding; protein-lysine 6-oxidase activity. The record is from RefSeq and is a predicted model, not a curated record. Gene Ontology annotation, biological process: peptidyl-lysine oxidation; collagen fibril organization.
GGUCCAACAUUGAAGAGACUUUUACGCGCGUUGAAUGUCAGAAUUGUUGAUUUGGGUACUUUGAGUCGUCAUGGCAAACUUAUGUCUUUUGUAUCUUUUCCCCGGACUGCUCCUGCCUCUUAUCGGCGGCCAACAGCCUCCGCGCGCCGGGCCUUGGCGGCACCGCAUCCAGUGGGAGAACAACGGCCAGAUCCACAGCCUCGUCAGCAGCGGCUCAGCGUUCAAAGCUCCUGCCAGGUCCAGGAGCCAAUCGACGGUCUACGUCAGCAGUCGGGACCGCACGGCGGCCUCAGAGUCCGCGUCACCCGCCGCCGACCACGCGUCCCGCCGGGCGCGCACCCGCGUCCGCCGCCCGAGGCCGGACCUCACCGGCAGCAUCAGCGCAUGGACCGACGGUCUCACCGUGGACGGCUCGGUGCCGCACACCAGCCGAGACGAGGAACCGUUCCAGUCCUUACGCGCGGACGUCAGCUGGCUUUACGCGCCCAGGACGCAGAGCUCCAUCCUGGCUCAUCCUGCGCCCUUCCAGCAACCAGGAGGAGACGCGUUUCCUCUGGAAGCGACGGGCAGCGACGUGGAGAGUAUGUUUAACGACGAUUCUCGGAACCACAACUUCCCCGGGAAUUCCGUCUUCUACAAUAUUUAUCCACCCAGCAGGGGACGACCGGGGACGCACACGCGGCGGCCUCCUGACGCAGGACACGGGACCACAUACUUCCAGAAUGGACUGCCUGACCUGCUGCCAGAUCCCUACGCCAUCCAAGCAGGUGCUUACGUGCAGCGCAUGCAGAUGUUUGCGUUACGUUGUGCGGCAGAGGAGAACUGCUUGGCCAGGUCGGCCUACGCUCCCUCAAUGCGAGACAUCGACUUCCGGGUCCUACUACGCUUCCCGCAGAAAGUGAAGAACCAAGGCACCGCCGACUUCCUCCCCGUGAAACCAAGGCACCAGUGGGACUGGCACAGCUGCCACCAGCACUACCACAGCAUGGAGGCCUUCAGCAACUACGACCUGCUGGACGCCGCCACGGGACGUAAAGUCGCCGAGGGACACAAGGCCAGUUUUUGUCUGGAGGACACGGGCUGCGACCCCGGGAUCAGGCGGCGCUACGCCUGCACAGCUCACAGACAGGGACUGAGCCCAGGGUGUCACGACCUCUACGCCGCCAACAUCGACUGUCAGUGGAUCGACAUCACCGACGUAGCGCCGGGGAAAUACAACUUGAAGGUGACCGUCAACCCCGACUUCCGCGUGCUGGAGUCGGACUUCACCAACAACAUUGUGAGGUGUGAGAUCACCUACACGGGGAUCUACGUUCAGACGCGCAACUGUCGAGUAACAAGCGGGUGAAAUCUCCCGGAAUUGUCCAGUUUCAACUUUUGACUUGCCGGUCAAUUUGAGUUGAAUUCCGACUAAAGAGGUUGCAUUUAUACAAUUUGUAUUAAGGGUGUAUGUACUUUGUAUUUAAUGUUCCAUAAGAUAUUUUGUUUCUAUUACGGUGCUAUGUUUAGUUGAUAAUAUUUUAAAUUGUGGGGUGCUCGGUUGUUUUCGAAAUGUCACCCGAUGUCACAGCAGUAGAGAUGUCCGAUAAUGGCUUUUUUGCCGAUAUUGUCCAACUCUUAGUUACCGAUUCCGAUAUCAACCGAUACCGAUAUAUACAGUCGUGGAAUUAACACAUUCAUCCAUCCAUCCAUCUUCUUCCGCUUAUCCGAGGUCGGGUCGCGGGGGCAGCAGCCUAAGCAGGGAAGCCCAGACUUCCCUCUCCCCAGCCACUUCGUCCAGCUCUUCCCGGGGGAUCCCGAGGCGUUCCCAGGCCAGCCGGGAGACAUAGUCUUCCCAGCGUGUCCUGGGUCUUCCCCGUGGCCUCCUACCGGUCGGACGUGCCCUAAACACCUCCCGAGGGAGGCGAUCGGGUGGCAUCCUGACCAGAUGCCCGAACCACCUCAUCUGGCUCCUCUCGAUGUGGAGGAGCAGCGGCUUUACUUUGAGCUCCCCCUGGAUGACAGAGCUUCUCACCCUAUCUCUAAGGGAGAGCCCCGCCACCCGGCGGAGGAAACUCAUUUCGGCCGCUUGUACC